Recurvomyces mirabilis is the source of this 1416-nucleotide messenger RNA. RefSeq lists its product as uncharacterized. Bases 1 to 1416 code for a protein of 471 amino acids. The record is from RefSeq and is a predicted model, not a curated record. Lineage: Eukaryota; Fungi; Ascomycota; Dothideomycetes; Mycosphaerellales; Teratosphaeriaceae. The transcript has a single exon.
AUGGACGGUCUGAUUUAUGCUUACUAUGCGCCACGACCGCCAAACCAACAGCAACAACAGAUUUCGACUAAUGCACUGAACCGUGUUGCCUCCCAUUCAUCUGCCGACAGGAAGAGGAACACCAGUUUCGAUAUCACUACUCACGAGAACAUUGCUGGACUGGAGCGCACGAGAUCGAUCGAUCGGAACAAGCUCUCCACGACUACAAGUGGAGCGACGUUGGUGGAGCAGUAUGGAGGCAUGGAGACCACGCGAGUCAACACUAGCUCUACUUCUUCCAUACAUUCCGAGGCAAGCCAUGCUGAGCUACUGAGCCGACCUUAUGAGCUAAGACAUGGUCGACGAUAUCUACGCGACCUCCCAUAUCCGCUGCCAGUAGACUUGCCGGAGCUACAACGACAGAACCUUCGAACACUGCUGGGAUGUCGAGUCUUUGGCCGGGCCAUCUGUUCACCCAAUGUCGCCAAGAAAGUGCCACGGAAAGUCCUAGAGCUGGGCUGUGGGAGUGGGUACUGGUCGUCCAUGUGCCAUGACUACUUCAGCUCCCACGGAUUCGAUGAGGUGUCCUUUACCGGUGUCGACGUUGCUCCGCUCGCCCCGAACCUCAACAAGCAAGGCAUGAAGUGGACGUUUGUGCAACAUGAUAUGCGCCGACUUCCACUUCCUUUCGAUGACGAAGAGUUUGACCUGAUCAUGUUGAAAGAUUUGAGUCUUGUCCUGACCGUCGGCGGGGCCUUUCAGAAGUUCCUGGACGAUGCUAUACGGAUGCUCUCCGUAGGCGGCACGCUGGAGAUCUGGGAGUCGGAUCAUGUCCUACGCUCACUGCUCCCGCACCCACCACAGCCGAACGCGAAACAACCCCACAACCAGAAGAUUGCCGACCAGACCGCCACGUUCCUCAUCGCACCUGGCACGCCGUUCGCGCCCGCGCAGAACAAAUAUCUCCAGCACGCCAAUACCUGGAUAACAGAAGCACUAGAUCUUCGAAAGCUAUCGCCCACACCAUGCGCCCGAAUCUCCCAGGUCCUCUACCAAGAAACCGAAACCCUCGACGACAUAGGCAUCCGACGCGUAGCCAUCCCGCUAGGAGAACUCCGCUGGGAACGCGAAGCCCAAAAGCAGCAUUCCCGCACAGCGAGUGAAGUCGUUGAUAAAGGCAAAGGCAAGAUGGGAAGAAGUCAACGUCUCACUCAGGACCAGCUAGCGCUGCGGCAGACGGCAUUAUUGACCGUGCUGCAAAUGAUCGAGUCCCUGGAGCCGAUCUUGAGGGAAGCCAGUGGGAAGAACUCGGAGGAGUGGAGUGCGUGGUGGUUGUCCAUGAUGGGCGACCUGCUUGAUCCCGCUCGAGAUACGCUGAGAGGCGAGUGUCUCGAGGUCGGGGCUUGGUGGGCCACGAAGAAGUUGGCGACUGAUUGA